AUGGCAUCCAACUUACCAAGGUUCAUCAGGCUAAUGGUUGAAGGCGAAACGUAUUACGCGACGUUUGCGAUGUACAAGGGUGAAGCCGACGGUAUUGUAUCUUGUAUUAGAGAUGAUGUGCUAAGUCCAUACGCGAAGAUAGAAGUUGAGCCAGCCCUGGUUGACGAAAAGUACGUUCACCUGCGCUAUACUCGUACGAACAAAUAUUGGAGCCGGAACAACGACGGCCUUCUGGUUGCUGAAAACACCAUGCCCGAGGAAGACACUACACGCUCAUCCUGCACCUUGUUUGAGCCAACUACUCCUGAUCAAGACGGGGUCUUCGAGUUGAUCCACGUCCCCACACAAUAUAUUGUUCGAGCUGAUGGUGAUCAGCCGCGCUUCUCCAUCCGAGAUCCUCCAUCGUCGUCCACCAGAUUCCGCUAUGUGGACUGGGAGACAUUACUUAAACUCCCAACUGAAUGCGCUGUUGCCUUCAAAGGAGAUAACGGCAAAUAUCUUCAAUUACACUCAAAGGAUGAUGUCCAGUACCUCCAGUUCUCCUCCGACGAUCCCAACAAUGUGGCAGCUGCCCAUUGGUUCGAUCAGGUACCGCUAGGAGACGUCUACAUAUCGCCAGGCAUGCAGUUUAAUAGUCCCACUCUUUGGGCCAGCAGUCCUAAUUGGAUAUGCAUCGGAAAAGAUUCAAACUACAUUACUUUUAAGCCGGUCAAAGUUGGUGACAACAGCAUUGCCCUUUUCAACACCGGCGUCCAGCGCUUCUGCGGCCGCACCACCGCCGAAGGUCUCACCGACUGCCUCAACGCUAAUCUUUCCACUUUUCCCAACAUAGCGAAAUUCGUGGUGCAAGAGCUCGUUCUGGAAAGAAAGAUCUACAAUGUCAAAUAUGAUAUGGGAAUAAGCUCAAUAUCCGACGAGCAGCCUUACAUUGCAGGCCAAUCCGUCGUUGUUAACGACUCAUCCGAGGAGGCUGUUAUGGCAGUUGAGAUCACGUAUCAAGACGAGAAAUCUUACACUUUCAGCCAGAGCUUGGCUGUCACCGCAGGGGUCAGCGCCACCAUCGAAGCAGGCAUUCCCUUCAUCGAGAGUGGCUCCAUCACCGUCUCUCUGGAAAUAACUGGAGCGUUUGAGUGGGACACCACCACCACCACUACAACGUCUGUUACGGCUUCGGCUUCGGUUAAUGUGCCCCCUAAGAGUGCUCUUGUAGUUAAGUAUGUUGGGACAAAGGGUACCUGCACUGUUCCCUUCUCUUACACUCAGCAAGACAAGAGUUCACUCGACGGCUCGAUCACUCGUAUCCGCAAGGAUGACGGUUCCUACACUGGCGUCAGUUGUUACAACUUCAACUUCCAGGUCGAAAAGGCUCAAUCGCUCACUCUCCCCAAUUAA
Salvia hispanica is the source of this 1392-nucleotide messenger RNA. Lineage: Eukaryota; Viridiplantae; Streptophyta; Magnoliopsida; Lamiales; Lamiaceae. The record is from RefSeq and is a predicted model, not a curated record.